Engraulis encrasicolus (European anchovy) is the source of this 10775-nucleotide messenger RNA. RefSeq names its product msx2-interacting protein. The coding region runs from base 210 to 10085 and encodes 3291 amino acids. Gene Ontology annotation, molecular function: mRNA binding. Lineage: Eukaryota; Metazoa; Chordata; Actinopteri; Clupeiformes; Engraulidae. The transcript is spliced from 15 exons. Gene Ontology annotation, cellular component: nucleus. The record is from RefSeq and is a predicted model, not a curated record. Gene Ontology annotation, biological process: regulation of transcription by RNA polymerase II.
GUCAUCAUCAUGAGUGUUUCACACGCAUUCGGUCGGUAGAGCUAGGAUUGGAGCUCGACCACUGAGCUAGACACACUCACCAACAGGGCCUGCCUGGAUCAUUUUUUCACUCAGUCGAAAGGCGUUUGUUUAGCAAGGCGGACUUCCCACCGGCGGAGAUUAAAAAACGUGAGAGCAUAUGAGUAUAGACGGGAAUCACAACGGACAGGAUGGUUCGGGAAACCAGACACCUUUGGGUGGGAAACUUACCCGAACAUGUUCGAGAGGAGAAAAUUGUUGAGCAUUUUAAACGCUAUGGCCGGGUGGAGAGCGUCAAGGUGCUGCGCAAGCGCGGCUCGGAGGGGGGCGUGGCGGCGUUCGUGGACUUUGUUGACAUCAAGAGUGCCCAGAAGGCCCACAACUCCGUCAACAAGAUGGGCGACCGCGACCUGCGCACGGACUACAACGAGCCGGGAUCCGUGCCUAGCGCUGUGCGGGGGCUGGAGGACAACCCCCCGUCUAGCAGUCACGCCCGCGACGUUUCGGGGUUCUCACGUGCCGCCGUUGGGCCCGUUUAUGGGGCCCCCGUGUCCCUCCACGCCAGGGAGGGCCGGUACGAGCGCAGACUAGACGGCAGCUCGGAGAGUCGGGAGCGAAGUUACGACCACAGCCCCUACAGCCACCAUGAGCGUGGUGCAACCUUCGAGCGGCCGCGGCACUACAACACAGACUAUUACCGUGACCGUGCCCUGUUCAGCUCGCCCGUGGGCUCUGGCGCAGCCGCGGGGGCGAUAGCGGGCGGCUUUGACACCCCUGAGCCCCACUUCGAGUCGCGCAUACGUGGUGGCGACCCCUUUGCACUGUCGUCCAGCGCCUCGCGGCGUGGAGACCCGUACCGAGAUGACCGGGGGCGGCGGGCGGAUCGGACUUACCAUCACCACCGCCGUAGCCGCUCCUCGCACUCCUCCCAGUCGCGGCACCCCUCCCCCACCCAGCGCAGCUCCGGACAGAGCUCCAAGGCCGCCCACUCCCCUAAACGCGCCCCAGUCUCCCCCGGCAGGGGACCUCGAUCGCAGUCACGGUCGCGAUCUUCAAGCUCAGACUCAGUCAGCAGUACCAGCAGCACGGGGAGCGGCAGCAGCGACUCGAACAGCAGCUCCAGUGGAGGCUCUCGAGCACGCUCAGUGCAGUCCGCUGCCACGCACGCACCCCAGGCCCAUCCCGGCAUGUCGAUGGACGACGAGCCGCGCAGGAGUUUUGGGAUUCGGGUUCAGAACCUCCCUGUGCGCUCCACAGAUACAAGCUUAAAGGACGGGCUUUUCCACGAAUUUAAGAAGUACGGGAAAGUGACAUCCGUCCAGAUCCACGGAGCGUCGGAGGAGCGAUACGGACUGGUGUUCUUCAGGCAGCAGGAGGACCAGGAGAAGGCGCUGAACGUGUCUAAGGGGAAGCUCUUCUUUGGCAUGAUGAUCGAGGUCACAGCGUGGAACGGACCUGAUCCAUCUCUUGCAGAGACGGAGAGUGAAAAUGAAUUUCGGCCACUGGAUGGGAGGAUAGACGAGUUUCAUCCAAAGGCAACCCGCACUCUUUUUAUUGGAAAUUUGGAGAAGACCGCAAACUACCAGCAGCUGCUUGAUGUCUUUCAGCGCUUUGGAGAAGUAGUGGACAUUGACAUCAAAAGGGUCAAUGGUAUUCCUCAGUACGCAUUUGUGCAAUACUCGGACAUCGCCAGUGUUUGCAAGGCGAUAAAGAAGAUGGAUGGAGAAUACCUGGGAGCCAACCGAUUAAAGCUUGGGUUUGGGAAGAGUAUGCCCACGACGUGCGUCUGGCUGGAUGGCUUGGCCUCGAACAUUACGGAGCAGUACCUCACCAGGCACUUCUGUCGCUAUGGGCAUGUCGUCAAGGUGGUGUUUGACAGAAUGAAAGGAAUGGCUCUUGUCUUGUACAACAACACAGACUUUGCCCAGACAGCAGUAAGAGAGACCAAAGGUUGGAAGAUUGGUGGCAACAAAAUCAAAGUUGAUUUUGCCAGCCAAGAGAGCCAGAUGGCCUUCUAUCGGUCUAUGCAAGCGUCUGGACAAGACAUAAGAGACUUCUAUGAAAUCCCAACUGAGAGAAGAGAGGAACGCAGACCUCCUUACCAUGAAUUCCCAGCAGAGCGGGCGUAUUAUGAAAAUGUGCGUACGCCGGGCCUCUACGCCGACGACCCCCGACGAGACUACCCCGGCAGGAGCAGAGAACGCUACUCUGAGCUAGACCACUACCCGAGUGAACACUACGAUCCCCGUUACCAUGAAGACCCUAGGGAGUACAGAGAGUACCGCGACCAGUUUGAGCAGGAUAUGCGGAAGUACACCUACAUCCAGCGGGAGAGGGAGAGGGAGCGUUUCGAGGCUGACCGUGGCCGAUGGAGCCCCUCACAUCAGAGACGGCCGAUCAGCCCCAGCGCCUCGCCGUCACCCUCAGACAGAGUGACGAGGGAGGCUGAGCGACGUGUGUACAGGCAUUCGUCUGAGAGAAGUGGCAGCUGUAGCUCUGUUUCCCCUCCUCCGCCACAGUUCGAGAAACCAGGCAAGUCCCCGAUGGAUUAUAAGACGGAAGGUGCCGAAAGAGAAAUGGAGUUGCUGGAGAUGGAACGUGUUGGAGGGAGCGAGCGAAGCAGGAGGGGCAGGCGGAAGGACAAGGGAGACAAGGAGAAGGGCGAGAGAGGCAAGUCGAGGAGAGGCAAAAUGCCGUCCCCUUCAGUCUCUCACUUGGAGACUGAUAAAGAAGCUUCUUUGGACGGUAGUUCAAUUAAAGGGAAAAUCUUGGAGGGAGACGGUACUGAAAAGUCACGAUACAAGGGUGACAACGAGCCCUCACCCUCUGAGCAUAUUUCCCGCCUGGAAACCCCACAGAAAAGCGAUAGACUGGAUGCUGGAAAAGGAGAGGCAUCAGACAGAGACGGAAAGAGCAGACUGAAAAAACACUUAAAAUCUGACAUUGGGGGUGAAGCAAAAGACUUAAUGUUGGAGUCUGACCGCUUGGCAGCUCGUAAAAGACGCUUCGCUGACCCUGGUGGGAAAACCAUUAGACAGAAGAGGGGCAGGAUGGAGGACGAGGGAGUCCAGUCCCCAGAAUUCGGAACAAAUUCGGCUCUUCCAAAAGAUUCAGAAGAUGUGAAGGCACUUGAAAAAGAAACACAGAAGAGGGAACAUGUGAAGCCAAAACUGGACAGAGGGCCUUCUCAUUACGGCGUUAAAGAUGAUCAAGACUCCUCUUCCAUGUCUGGAAUAAGAGGGCAGGGUUCAAUGAUGCGACAAGGUGAACCGCCAGAUCUUGAUGAUCAGGACUCUGGGAAGCACCUCUCUGUUCCUGGAGUGUCGAGAAGAUUCUCACACGACGAGACUCUUGAUCAUGAAAACAAAAGCAGGGAGGAAUAUGACAUCGACCUCUCACAAAGCUACCGCAAACAAAUGGAACAAAAUCGCAGACUACGACAGCAAAUCCCGGAGCCUGAUACACAUGGAAAAACAGGUAGUCCUCAAAGUUUAGAAGCAGAAGAGCUGGAGCAUCGUAGUCUAGUGCACGAGGUCGGGAAGCCACCUCAGGAUGUUACAGACACUUCUCCGUCUUCCAGGAAUAAGAAGCCAGAAAUGUUUGAGCUGGAUGUUGGCAGUAAGAGAGAACGUGUGUACAGAAGUUUCCGGCCAAAGAGUGAAGAUCCAGAGUGGAAUAAUACUAAUUCUCCGAAACCGCAGCAACCCUCCCAACACAUUGAAGAAGAGAUGAAUGACAUGCCACAUCUCAUAACUGUCAAAGAUGUGAAAGAGCUACCAAAAUCUGAGGAAACGGUACACCCAGACGUAGAAAUGGUAAAAAGAGUACACCCAACACAAAUGACAAAGCUUAGCACUCAAUUGCACAGUGGCAUGGAUGAUCCUCAUAAACGUUGGGAGAGUCGUCUAAAACAGGACUUAUUACCUGAUGUAGGAUUCUCAGGAAGAAAAAGACUUGGGCACAAGCAUCUGGAAUACGGCCUUUGGCAUGACUUAGAACCGGGGGAGGUGAGGUCAGACUCUGAAGAGGAUCGGGAGCAUAAAUCAAACUCCCCAAUGCCCUCUACCUCUCUGUCCUUUCCCGAGAGGCAAAGAGGGGACAGGUUGUCAGACUCAAAGUUUACUAGCUCACUGGAAAGGAAUAAGUUCUAUUCGUUUGCACUGGAUCAGACCAUCACACCAGACACCAAGGCUCUGCUUGAAAGGGCAAAAUCUCUAUCGUCUUCUAGAGAAGACAAUUGGUCUUUCCUGGAUUACGACUCCCAUUUUGCAAGCUUGCGGAGUCGCAAAGACACUGAGAAGGUAGAGUCAACCCCACGACCAACACCCUCAUGGUACAUGAAGAAAAAGAAAAUUCGUAGUGAGUCUGAGGAUAAGCUUGAUGACAGGAAGGAGGCAGAGCCAAAGCCAGAGGAGCAGCAAGAACGAAGAGAACUGUUUGCCUCACGGUUUCUUCACAGUUCUAUUUUUGAACAAGAUUCGAGACGUCUUCAGCAUCUUGAACGAAAGCACGAGGACUCUGAACAAGGUGUUGGAUACCAGUCUACUCAACCCAGUGCACUGGAGGGGCAGCCUGAUGCUGAACCAGGUGUGCUGUUUCAUAGCAGGUUUCUAGAGUUAACACGGUUACAACAUCAAAAAGAUAAAGAUUUUAAAGAACCUCAAGAAAUCAAGAGGGAAGUCACAGAUGAUAGCAGGACAGAAAAGCCACAAGAAGAGCCCCAAGAGCAGCCUCAGUCAGCUAUCCCAGUGCCCCAUGCUGUUGAACCCGAACCUGAAAGAAAACCUGAACUUGAAACAAAACCUGAACCGGAAACAAAACCUGAACCGGAAACAAAACCAGAACCGGACACAAAACCAGAACCUGAAAUAAAACCAAUCAGUCCAACCCAGCUACUUCCACUACCUCCCCCAAAAUUUGUUCAACCCCCUAAAGAGUUGUCUCCACCAUUGGAGAAACCUGUUCCAAGUAACUCGCCAAAGUCAUCUGAUGUGGUCAUGAAGGAGGAACGGGAACGUGAAAAGACUCCUCCACCACCGCUACCACUUCAGCAUGACGAGACUCCCCCACCAUCGCUACCACCACAACCGGUGCCUGAGGAACGCCCAAACUCAGUCAGCCCUGUGCUUCCUGAAUAUCAAGCGAGUGAGUUCAAAGAAUCAGUGAGCCAGGAACAAAUGGAACCUAGUGUCAACACUGAGAAAGAUACCAGUGAGGACCUGUCAUCCAGUGUUGAACUCAAGCCUAGUGAAAUGGAAGAGUCUGGCCUGCCAGAAAUCAAGCCUGAAGCUGAGGUUUUGAAUACCCCUAGGUCUGUCUCACCUGCUCCGGUGGAAGACAUGGACAUCUUGAAAAAUGAACCUAGUCCCGUUGAUGAAGAACCCUCAGUUAAACCAGAUGUUGACCAGAGUUAUGUUCCUUCCCCUGUAGAGGAGCCAGUGUCUCCACCACAAAAAUCUAAAACUAAGAAGACUAAAGCCUCCCCGACAACACCCGUAGCCCCUUUGCCAUCACCAUCUACGCCUGAUAAACAGGCUACCCGUAAGAGUGAGCGUACAUCGAAACGUGGUUCUUCCCCACGAGGAGAGAUACCAAAAACAGCUGCUGAAUCAAAGCAGAAAUCUCCAAUUCAGGGUCCUGAGACAGAGCAGGUUACUGAACAAAGGCGGAGGAGGAGAAAUGUGAAGUCGGUAUAUGCCACCCCUGUGGAAGAUGAGUCUACUCUACAAACUGGUAAAGAGGUAGAGCCACAACGCUCAGCAAGAAGAAGAGGAGUGGACAAGGAAGUAGCCCCUCCACAACCGCCAGAGCAAGACGCACAAACACAGCAAACCUCAAGCAAACCGAGAGGUCGGCCACCCAAGAACCGUCGCCAGGGAGAGGAUGCAUCAGCUCAGAAGUUGAAAGUUGCAGAGACAAAAGAGAUGGAGAGCAUAGAGACCAUGGGUAGCAAUGAACCCGUCUUGAAACCUAAAGGAAAGCAACACUCACCCGCUUCACAAAGAUCCCAGCCAUGUCCAACACCAUUAUCUAGCACGUCUGUGAAAAAAGUAGACAAAUAUCCUGACCCUGAUCCUCAGCAAGAGGAUCUCCCAGAAGAUAUCGAAAUGACAGAUUCUGAACCUGCAAGUGAUUCUGUUUCUGGUGUAGAAAAAGGAAAGGAUGAGAGCAGAGAGGAUGAAAAGCAGACCAUGGAAGAGCAACAGAAAGAACACGAUGAUCUUGUAAUGGACACGCCCACUGAGGCUCCAGCUGUUGAAGAAGUUCCUCAAGCUGGAAAGAGUGGGAGGUCUAAAGCAACAAGAUUGGUUCGAAAUACCAAGUUGCCAGCUGAAGACAAGUCUCUAGUUCUUAAAAAUCUAAGGAUCCGGCUGGAUAUGACCGAGGUCAUUAUGAACAAAAAAUCCGAGCUCUCUCCCAAAGAUCAAGCCAUGGAAAGCCCCCAAGACAAAGAACUUGUAGAAGGCGAUAUGGAGGAGGAAUCGGACACAAUAAUGCCCGACUCGGCUGAAAAUGUCUUUGCUCGAGAAUUUGAACUUGAACAAGCAGUGGAGAACAUUGCUAAACUGACUGAAGGUUCUAACCCCCCACCAAUCAAAAGUCCCAGAAAAGAGGGGCCCAGUCCGGUGGUGCCCAGUCCGGUGGUUCCCAGUCCGGUGGUUCCCCCCGCAGCAGAACCAGAGCCCCCCACGAAGAAGCCUGCGAAUCCUGCCAGCGAAAAUGAGCUUGCUGCUGCCAUUGAUUCAAUCACAUCAGAAGGCCUACCAUGCCCUUUGCCACAACAACCACAAGAGCCGGCUGUCAGUGUUGCUACAAUGUCUGAACCAGCUGUUCAGCCAUUUACAACAGAUUCCAAGACGACAGAACUCAGUUCCAGCAGUGCUCCUGUUCAGGAGGAGAUCAGUACCCCGAUCACGCCAAGGAAGGGAGCUAAGGGCAGAGCUAAAACACCGAAGAAAACAAAAGCACAAAAGGCUGCUGCCAAUCGGAAAGAGAUGAAAGACAGUGUACCUGAACCUGACAACUCUCAAACUAACACACCUGAACCAAUGGCCAUAGAGACACCUGCCAUUACAGAGAGUCCACCUGUGGCACCCAUAGUCAUUACCCCACCCCCUAAAUCUAACAUGUCCCAUCCUACAGACAACAGUGUUUCAGAGGGAGCGCUCAAUGAUGAACCCACACAUGGAAGAUCAGCAGGGCUGGUGAACAAGAGCCCUAAUAUUCUCAAACCCACUCAACAGCCCUACGAGUGCACACCUCUGUCGCCAACUUCCCUAUGCCUGAAAACUUCACAUAGCAGUAGGCUUCCUCUCUCCCCAACAGAUCGAUUCAACCAGUCCAGGAACCCUCCUCUCCCGCUUGUACCCCCAGCUCAGGUGUCUCCUGCCCCUGGUCCAGGCCCUGAAACCCAUGAUCCUGACCCUGGUAACAGUGAUCUGCGCAAAAUCCUGAUGAAGCCUAAAAACAUCACAAGCACUUGUGCCAUUGCACCUGCUAACAUGCCUCCACACCUGCCAAGAGAGAGCGAGCCACCAUCAGACAUGAACAAGACCCCUGUGCCAGAGAAUCGUCAUGUGUCUUUACCUGCUCCGCUAUCUGCUCAAGCGGUUGUCCGGUCCCCUGGUUCCCUCCCACCUAACGAGAGUAAGCAGAUGUUUAACGAGAAGACGGUGAUUUCAGUCAUUGCUUCAACCGCCACUUCUGUAAUAAGUCGCAUCUGUAAUACUCCAGAAGGUGAAGAGAAGGCCAAUAUUCCCAGGAGUAAUCCUUACGCAGAAAAACAACUUCCCAAACAAAUGUUUCCCCCCAGCGCAGAAGAGAGUAGCACUUACCAUGGGGCAGCUGUUGGUGAGGAUGGGGGAAAUGCAGGACGUUUUGUGGUUGAAAGUGCAACCCUGAACACCGGUCCCAGUCCUGGCCUAAGGAUUAAUACGUCAGAGGGUGUGGUGGUGCUCAGUCACUCUGGCCAGAAGAUGGAAGGACCACAGAGGAUCAGUGCGAAAAUCAGCCAGAUCCCUCCAGCGAGUCCUGCUGACAUGGAGUCCCAACAGCUGGUGUCCAUGCCUCAGAUGAAGCCAGAUCACUACGCCCAGGCACCCAGUGCCAAAUGCCCUCUCGUCCCGGCAGACCACGGCCAUCCCAUCAAAACGCAGCCUGGUCUUUCAGCUAAACAAGACAACUCUCUGGACAAGAUGGAGACGUACCAAGCGGGCGGUCAGAGUGGAGUCGUGAAGAGGCUGCAGCAGCCAGGCGCCAAUCCGGGGGUGAUGGGCUAUCAUCACUCUGCAGACUUCGCCAUGCUACUGAAGCAUCCAAAGAAAGAAGGAGCAGAGCCCAUGAGCGAUGGAGCUAAACCCUCCUGGGCAUCCGCCAUCAGUCCGGCGAUAAGCCCUCACCUUCCUUCAGCGGCGGGCAAUGCAGUUGGGUUCAUGCCCAACGCUCCGUCGGAUAGAGGGGCCCCUGCCCACCUCACUGGUAUUAAAGAGCCCCGUUCUCCUCGGAAAACUUGCCACCCCCACUCUCCCUUUACCAAAGUGUCUUCUCCAAUUGGUUCCUCGUCCCCAAAAGCGAUGCCUGUGGUUCUACCCUCUGGGCUGCCCGCCGCCAUGUCGCAAUACGUCCCAAACGUCCAUCACUCAGAGCAGUCGGUCAUCAUGCCUCCUCACAGCACCCAUGGCAACAUUGGCCGAAUGUCGCCGCACCGCGGCGUCAGCCAGACCAUUCCAAUUGGGCACUUGUCUCAAGGCGAUGUUCGUGUGAACACGCCGCCACUGGCCAUGAUGAAUUAUGGCAUGCAUUCUGCAGAUGCAUUGCAGGCAUCUCCGUGGUCAGGCGCUCCGCAGCCAUGCCCGACGUCUCCUCAGCCAGUGGGCAGCAGGGACAUGGUCCUGAAGGUUAACCCUGCCAACACCAGGCCACACGAGGCCAACGAGGAGGAGGCGAGGCGAUACCAAGGCCUGGGAAGGCCAGGCGCCCAACCUCCCAUGAAGCCUGAGGCCUUUCCGCAGGAAUACCGUGGUCCCUUGCCAUCACAUGGCCUGCCGCCUGGUCCGCUGGACCGCUAUAACCUCCAGCAAAGGGACAUGCGCGUCCUGAUGCACCAUCAGCAGGGUGAGCGGCCUGCUGCUGAGAUGCACCACGGCGGUCCUGAACCCGUGCCCUCGUCCUCCAGCUCGACCGGCAUGACUGCCUCCCUGUCACCCAGAGGGCAUCUGAUAGCCAAGGCCCUGCCCGAGAAAGAGGCCCUGAAGCCGGACGUCAACAGGCCGGCCUCGCCCGCCGGGAAAGAGGGAAUCAUCGGCAUUCGUGGAGCCAUGACUGCCAUCGCAUCGCCUCAGCGCAUCCCCAUUCUGGCGUCAGGAGCGAGCCCAGCGUUCCAGGAGUACCAGGCGGUGUACACCAACAUCAGAGGGGUGCCUUCCCAGUUUUCUGACAGCUCUCCACUGAACAUAAGCCAGGCUCCACAUAUUGCACCUUCACAGGCUCAUCAAGACCCAGAGCAUCCCCAAACAUCAGCUGAGGGUAAAGUGGAACCGGUGGAAAACCAGUCUGUUAACAUGGUGCAACUAUUAACGAAAUACCCCAUCAUCUGGCAAGGAUUGCUUGCACUAAAGAAUGACACCGCUGCAGUCCAGCUACAUUUCGUGUAUGGAAACAAGGCUCUGGCCGUGCGAUCCCUACCACUACCUGAGGGGGGCGCCAUGCUCAGGAUUGUCCAGAGGAUGAGACUAGAGGCUUCACAGCUAGAGAGCGUGGCCAGAAGGAUGACGGGAGACACUGAGUUCUGCCUGCUGCUGGCGAUGCCGUGCGGCCGCGACCAGGACGAUGUGCGCAGCCAGACCCAGAUGCUGCGGCAGGCCUUCAUUAGCUACCUGCAAGCCAAGCUGGCCGCCGGCAUCAUCAAUGUCCCCAACCCCGGAUCCAACCAGCCGGCGUACGUGCUGCAGAUCUUCCCGCCGUGUGAGUUCUCGGAGAGCCACCUGUCUCGUCUGGCCCCCGACCUCCUGAGCCGCAUCUCCAGCAUCUGUCCCCAACACCUCAUGAUCGUCAUCACCUCCGUCUGAUCUUCCUCCUCCUCAUCUCCACCCCCCCUCGCCGGACAGACGGACAUAUCACACAGCUGCCUUGUCUGCCUUCCUUCCCCUGCCAUCCCUCCUUGAUUUUCCCAGGAUCUUGACCCAAUUUCUUGCGUGCCACACUCUCAUGGGCACACCCCACCCCACCCCACCACACCCUCCUCGUCAGCAGGAUGAUGGCGCGCAACAAGUUUUCAGGGCUGGGUGUUCCUGGAAAUGCAACGUCUCAUCUCUUGUGGAACUUUAUCUCGUCUCUCCUGCCCCCCCCCCACCCCCCCCCCCCCCCUCCCAUUGUCAUACACACCUUUUUUUUCCCUCGUCAUUCCCCUUCGUUCCCUAAUCCCUAAUCUCAAUCCCAGUCCCAAUUGUAAUCCCGAUCCCGGACCCAAUCCCGGAUUGUUUCUCUGAGGUGCUCAGGAAGAGCCCGUGUGGAGCGCCAAUACCGUACGGAGCGCCGUCUCCAAAUGAUGUACAGUCUUAUCUGAUCAUUUUUUUUCUGCUGUAUUUGUAUUUAUUGGUGGUGUUAUUUUAUUGUUCCUUUUUUUAAGUAAAUACAUGGAAAAAAUCAGGAUGUUUUUGAAGAACAAAGAAACGACCAUCAAAGUGGAUUUACUUUUUUUUUCUCUCUCUCUUCCAUCGAACAGAGAUUGUGGCUUCAAUAAAGGCAAGGCAAAUGGA